AUUUGCUGAUCGAAAUGCUGGGCGUCCUGGCGAGCUACAGCAUUACCGUGAAAGAGCUGAAAUUGUUAUUCGGGGCCAUGAAAGCCGUAACAGGAAAGUGGCCACGUCAUUCUGCCAAACUGUUGAACGUCCUGCGACAAAUGCCUCAGAGGUCUGGACCUGACGUUUUCUUCAGUUUUCCAGGCCGAAAGGGAUCGGCUAUCGUCCUUCCACCGCUGGCGAAAUGGCCCUACGAGAACGGUUUUACCUUCACCACUUGGUUCCGCUUAGAUCCGAUCAAUUCCGUCAAUAUCGAGAGAGAGAAACCGUAUUUAUACUGUUUUAAGACCAGCAAAGGUGUAGGAUAUACUGCUCAUUUCGUCGGAAAUUGUCUAGUACUUACUUCAAUGAAAAUUAAAGGCAAGGGCUUCCAACACUGCGUUAAAUACGAGUUUCAACCCAGGAAGUGGUACAUGCUGGCCAUCGUCUACAUAUACAACAGGUGGACAAAAAGCGAAAUUAAAUGUUUGGUUAAUGGUCAAUUAGCGUCCAGCACCGAAAUGGCCUGGUUCGUGUCGACGAAUGACGUAUUCGACAAAUGCUACAUCGGUGCGACGCCAGAACUGGACGAAGAGCGAGUUUUUUGCGGUCAAAUGUCGGCCAUAUAUCUCUUCAGCGAGGCCUUAACGACGCACCAGAUAUGCGCUAUGCAUAGGUUAGGACCUGGAUAUAAAAGCCAGUUUCGUUUCGAUAACGAGUGUAAUAUAAAUUUGCCUGACAAUCACAAAAGGGUCUUGUAUGACGGCAAGUUGUCGAGCGCCAUCGUCUUCAUGUACAACCCCGUGGCGACCGAUACCCAACUGUGUCUACAAUCCGCUCCCAGGGGAAAUGUUUCUUACUUCGUGCACACGCCACAUGCCCUCAUGUUGCAAGAUGUGAAAGCAGUGAUAACCCACUCCAUCCAUAGUACUUUAAAUUCGGUUGGAGGCAUUCAAGUUCUGUUUCCUUUAUUUUCGCAACUAGACCUGCCUUACGAAUCCAAUAAUUCUUCAGACGCUAAAAGAGAUCCGACAUUGUGCGCCAAACUGCUGGGCUUCAUCUGCGAACUGGUGGAGACCUCCCCGACGGUUCAGCAACACAUGAUACAGAAUCGUGGAUUCUUAGUGAUUAGUUUCAUGCUACAACGGUCGUCUAGAGAUCAUUUGACGAUAGACGUACUACAAUCUUUUCUCAGUUUAACAAAGUAUCUCGUUACCUGUCUAAGUGCCAAUAGCGAAUUGCUGCUAAAACAGUUAUUGGAUCAUGUCCUCUUUAAUCCGGCCCUGUGGAUCUACACCCCCGCCUCGGUACAGACCAGGCUCUACUCUUAUUUAGCGACCGAAUUUCUAUCUGACACCCAAAUUUAUUCGAACGUAAGAAGAGUCUCUACCGUUCUGCAGACCGUUCAUACUUUGAAAUAUUACUACUGGGUUGUCAAUCCGAGGUCUAAGAGUGGAAUUUCGCCUAAAGGACUGGAUGGGCCAAGACCGGCCCAAAAGGACAUUUUAGCCAUUCGUUCCUACAUCCUUCUGUUUCUUAAACAACUCAUCAUGGUCGGCAACGGUCUCAAAGACGACGAGCUGCAGAGCAUCCUUAACUACCUCACUACAAUCCACGAAGACGACAACCUCCACGACGUACUUCAGAUGCUUAUUUCCCUCAUGUCCGAACAUCCCUCGUCAAUGGUGCCGGCUUUCGAUAGUAAAUGCGGCGUAAGAACCAUCUUUAAGUUGCUAGCUUCGGAAAGUCAGCUAAUCCGCUUGCAGGCUUUGAAACUGCUUGGCUUCUUUUUGAGCCGAAGCACGCACAAGAGAAAGUACGACGUCAUGAGUCCUUAUAAUCUUUACACUUUGCUGGCUGAAAGGUUGCUGUUGAACGAAGAUACGUUAUCCUUGCCCACUUACAACGUGCUGUAUGAAAUUAUGACGGAACACAUUAGUCAACAGAUCCUGUAUACUCGACAUCCUGAACCCGAGUCGCAUUUUAGAUUAGAAAAUCCAAUGAUCCUCAAAGUAGUGGCCACUCUCGUCAGACAAUCCAAGCAAACGGAACAGCUGUUGGACGUCAAGAAAUUGUUUUUAUCCGACAUGACUUUACUAUGUAAUAACAAUAGAGAAAACAGACGAACCGUGUUGCAAAUGUCAGUGUGGCAGGAGUGGUUGAUAGCGAUGGCGUAUAUUCAUCCGAAGAACGGCGAAGAACAGAAACUUUCCGAUAUGGUUUAUUCUUUAUUCAGAAUGCUUCUUCAUCACGCUAUAAAGUACGAAUAUGGAGGAUGGAGGGUGUGGGUCGAUACGUUAGCUAUUGUACAUUCCAAGGUUUCUUACGAAGAAUUCAAACUACAAUUUGCUCAAAUGUACGAACGCUACGAGAUGCACCGAGCAGACAACAUCACGGAUCCCGUAGUCAGACAACAGCAUCCCAUCAGCACUAUAUCCGGUUGGCAUGGAAGCGCCCAAAAUAUACCGAACGGAUGCCAUUCGGACAACGAAAGAUGGCAGAAUUCGCGAGCGUCGCUUCAAGAAAUCGAACUGAACGAGAACGACAAGUCGGAACAAGUUUGUAGUUGCGAUUACAAUUCGACGUUAUCGGACGGCAGUCCCGUAUCGUACAUCGUCAAACAUGAAGACAGUGAAGUGGUGUCUUUAGAUUCGAGGACUAGUGAUUUAUUUAGUGAUGGAAAAAACAGCAAAGAAUCACCAUAUUCUCAAGACUCGCCACUCAAGCUAGCUGAAGAUGAAGUCGGGGACUCUCCUGUCUGCAACGGUUUGCACACUGAAAGCAGCCCCAGCUUCGGUAGUCCCGUCAAAAUCUCCGACGAAAGAGGUGAGGUCGUCGAAGAGAUUCUUCAAGAAAUUUUGACGAAUUCGGAAAAACUUAUAGAAGAACACAUUGAAAUCUGCGCGAAUUCCAAUCUAAGAACCGACUCUCCUGUUCUACAGGAUCAGGAAUUAGCUCAAGCUAUCAAGGAGGUUGUGAAUAACGUUCCGGAACUGGAUAAAGAAAUGGUCGUAGCUACCGUUGAGAUCGAGGAAGAGAAGGUUUCGGAAGAUCAGAAAGUAAAAGAGGAAGAAACUGUUGAACAUUCCGUUACGGAGAAAGAAGUAGUAAGUCCAGAAAAACAUAUUUCGAGUCCUGAGAGGGAGGUGGCAGACAGUGAUUUAUCUGAAAGGUAUCUCACUCCUACCGACGAAAUAGUAGAGAAAAAAGAAAUUUUAGAUGAAACCGAAACCACAGAGAAGACUGAAGAUAAGUGUGAUGAUGAAGAAGAAUUUAGAACAGUUAAAAGUGAUAAAAAAGAAAGUGAAGAUGACGUUAAAACGAACAGUUCCUCCAAUGACGUUAUUGUUAACGAAAGUAAUAGUGAUAAUGAACUCAUAAAAAAUAAUUCUGAAGCUGUGCCAAUUGUUGAAAAUAGUGCUGUGUCCGUAGAAUUAGAGCCGUCCAAAAAUGAAUCUAGUCUAGGAGAAGCCACCGUUCAAUCUAGUGAUAAUGAUUCUAAAUUAGCAGAUGGCGCUGAAACUGAAGUGCCUCAGGUUGAAAAUAUAUCAACGAUUUCACAAUACUGUGAUCCUAGUCAUAAUACUACUAAUACUGCUGUUACUACCGAUGUAGUUGUUAAUGUCGAAGAGAAAUCAUCUAACAAUCAAACGGAAAGUCCACAAACGGUAGUGGACGGAAUCAAGAGAAGAGUGAGUUUGCCCACGUGCCACACCGAAACGCAAAACGGCGAUUUCAAUCGCGCCUCCGGCGCUGCCUCCCCGCAGAAGCGACCCAGAAGUGCGUCUACAUCCACCCAAGUUGAUCCACAACUAUUUGAACCGAAAAGUAAUAAGGCUGGACAACAACGACCCAUGUUCAGUCCGGGACCGACUAGACCACCAUUUAGGAUACCAGAAUUCAAAUGGUCCUACAUCCAUCAGCGACUGUUAUCCGACGUACUAUUUUCCUUAGAAACGGACAUUCAAGUUUGGAGAAGUCAUUCGACGAAGUCUGUGUUGGAUUUCGUCAACAGCAGCGAUAACGCCAUCUUCGUCGUCAAUACAGUACAUUUAAUUUCUCAGCUGGCCGAUAAUUUGAUAAUAGCUUGCGGCGGUCUUCUACCGUUGCUUGCAUCAGCUACUUCACCGAACAGUGAACUUGACGUAAUUGAACCGACUCAAGGCAUGCCCAUAGAAGUUGCUGUCAGUUUCCUUCAAAGAUUGGUGAAUAUGGCAGACGUGCUAAUAUUCGCUAGUUCCUUAAAUUUCAGUGAACUAGAAGCCGAGAAAAAUAUGUCGAGCGGUGGAAUUUUGAGGCAGUGCUUGAGACUGGUUUGCACAUGUGCUGUUCGCAACUGUUUGGAGUGCAAAGAAAGAAGUCGUCCGCACCACACUCUUGCACCUAAUUCACAUAACGCUAGCCACAAAGCAGCACAUCUACAAUCGUUCAUAAGAGGCGUUCAAAAUUCUCCAAAGAGUGUAACGGACAAUUUGUCUAGCAGUUCAAGUCCAGUAAAGGAUCCAGAGAAGCUCCUUCAGGACAUGGACGUAAACCGACUACGUGCCGUUAUCUACAGAGAUGUGGAGGAAACGAAACAAGCUCAAUUCCUGUCACUAGCCAUCGUAUAUUUCAUUUCUGUACUGAUGGUGUCGAAGUAUAGGGACAUCUUAGAGCCGCCUGUCUCUAUUAGAGUACCUAGUCCCGUACCUAUAAUUAGAAACAAUGGCACGUCGUCUCAUCAUUCCGGUAGUCCUCAAGCAUCCCGCUCUAUUCAGAUUCAAGAAGACAAUGACUUUGACAUUAUUACAGCAUAUGUCGAGGAAAACAACUCUUUACACACUGAAAACGAUCUAAAUUCGGGACCGGCGUCAAUUAAGGUUAACACGAGGCAGCGUCCUUCUCUGACUCAUGGGUACUCAGUAAAUUACUCUUUGGAUGGGAUUAGGCAUGCUCGAGGUUGUGACAGUGCUCGUAUUAAGAAGAGCUCUGAUUCAGCGGAAGAUAUCCAUUCUGUACAUUCAGUAGACACUAAUAACCAUGGCAACAACUCUGAAACUCACAUAGACGAUAAUGAAAAAGCCAAUGUAGACGAGAGCUGGACGGAUAUCAACUUAAAUGAAGAAGGUGACACCAAGGAAGAAACUAGGAAUAUCCAAAAUAUGUCGCAUUCCCAUUCAGCUCUAGACGUUGAAGGAAAUAUACCAUCAGAAAGAGGAGAGAAGCACCACUCAGAAAUAUCGGUCGUGCGAGUUCCUGACAGGAUUAUACAGACACCGGUUCAGAUGCGUCCUGACGAUCUACCCGUCAACAACCUAGUAGACCACAUAUCGAUACCUACACCAUCUAGAGAAGCCUCCCUGACUCAGAAACUCGAAAUGGCUCUCGGAUCAGUCUGCCCUCUACUCAGAGAAAUCAUGGUGGAUUUUGCCCCGUUUCUCUCCAAAACUCUGGUCGGUUCCCAUGGCCAAGAACUGCUGAUGGAAGGCAAAGGUCUAACCACUUUCAAAAACAGUAAUUCCGUGGUGGAAUUGGUGAUGUUGUUGUGCUCUCAGGAAUGGCAAAAUUCCUUACAAAAACACGCGGGAUUGGCUUUUAUAGAGCUGAUAAACGAAGGAAGAUUGUUAUCCCACGCUAUGAAAGACCACAUCGUAAGGGUUGCUAACGAAGCUGAGUUCAUAUUGAAUAGAAUGAGAGCAGAUGACGUACUUAAACAUGCCGAUUUUGAGUCACAAUGUGCGCAAACUUUACUCGAUCGUAAAGAAGAAGAACGAAUGUGCGACCAUCUCAUAACCUCAGCUAGAAGGCGAGAUAACGUAACUGCCAGUAAACUUCUAGAAAAAGUCAGGAAUAUAAUGUCUAACAAACACGGCGCUUGGGGUUAUAUGGACGCAAUCGAAUGCAAAUUGAACGAAUUUUGGAAAUUGGAUGCUUGGGAAGACGACGCUAGACGUAGAAAAAGAUUCGUACACAACCCUCUCGGCACGUCGCAUCCUGAAGCCAGUUUAAAGGCUGCUAUUGAACACGGUGCGCCAGAGGAUGCAAUUCUUCAGGCUAGAGAAGAAUUCCAUGCUCACGUGGCAGCUACUAGGGGACAGCUGCAGAUGCAGAGUGAUCUAAUGGAUGAUAAUGAACUUCUAAUCGACGAUAGGGAAUUAGAUAACGAUCUUAAUGGUCCUGUAAAUAUUAGUACUAAAGCCCGGCUCAUCGCUCCUGGAUUAAUCGCGCCAGGUAUGGUUUCAAUUACAUCAGCUGAACUCUACUUCGAAGUCGACGAGGACGACGAAGAGUUUAAGAAGAUAGACAGUGAGGUAAGUCUAUUUAUUUUUAACUGA
Messenger RNA from Psylliodes chrysocephalus, 6332 nucleotides. NCBI's taxonomy places the organism in Eukaryota, Metazoa, Arthropoda, Insecta, Coleoptera, Chrysomelidae. The record is from the annotation of a GenBank genome assembly.